Cynara cardunculus var. scolymus (artichoke) is the source of this 1762-nucleotide messenger RNA. Its product is annotated as IQ domain-containing protein IQM2-like. The record is from RefSeq and is a predicted model, not a curated record. The coding region runs from base 13 to 1644 and encodes 543 amino acids. Lineage: Eukaryota; Viridiplantae; Streptophyta; Magnoliopsida; Asterales; Asteraceae. The transcript is spliced from 8 exons.
GAUUCCAGAAAGAUGGUACUUCGAGGGUCUUUGAGCUUUAAUGGGAGGAAAAUGGACACUGUUCUUCCCAUUGAUCCUUCUUCUUCUAUGCCUGCAAAAGCCUUUGAAAAUCCAACUCCGGAAUCGAACAUAUUUGGGCCGGAAUCUCCGUUGCCGGACCCUCUUAUGAACCGUCAUCUUGCAGCAUUGAAGCUGCAGAAAACAUACAAAAGUUUCAGAACCAGAAGACAGUUAGCUGAUUGUGCCAUACUUGUUGAGCAUAGAUGGUGGAAGCUGUUAGAUUUUGCCGUGCUAAAGUGCAGCUCGGUAUCAUUCUUUCAAAUCGAAAAACCAGAGACCGCUGUUUCACGUUGGUCAAGAGCAAGAACCCGAGCCGCAAAGGUUGGAAAAGGGUUGUCACAGCAUGCAAAGGCAUGUAAACUCGCCUUACAACAUUGGCUCGAAGCGAUUGAUCCCCGACACCGUUAUGGUCAUAAUCUUCAUUUUUAUUACGUCAAAUGGCUUCAAUGCCAGAGUACACAACCCUUUUUCUAUUGGCUUGACGUAGGGGAAGGCAGAGAAGUAAGUCUUGAAAAAUGCCCACGGCCGAAGCUUCAACAGCAAUGCAUCUCGUAUCUCAGUCCCAUAGAAAGGGAGGCGUAUGAAGCUACAGUGGAGGACGGGAAGUUCAUGUACAAACUGAGCCGGAAGCUUCUCGACACAAGAUCGGGGCCGGCUGGUAGCAAGUGGAUAUUCGUGCUUAGCACGUCGAAUAUUCUGUAUGUCGGAAUGAAGCAAAAAGGGAAAUUUCAGCAUUCGAGUUUUCUGGCUGGUGGAGCUACAUUGUCGGCCGGACGGUUAGUGGUUAUAGACGGGAUCUUGAAGGCGGUCUGGCCUCACAGCGGACAUUACCUCCCAACCGAAGAAAACUUUGACACGUUUAUGUCGUUUCUCGAGCAACACCAGAUUAAUAUCCAAACUGUCAAGAGAAGCCCAGAAGAUGAGGAAGAAAUCAAUGACGAGAAAGUGACGGGAUACGAGAUGCGAAACAGCGUUUCCGAGCCUGAUAUCACUCGAGCUACAGAAGAAACUGACCGCAAAGAUUCUAAACAGUCGCUGGAAAGGCACGGCACUUGUCCACCAUUGUUGUCAAGAGGUUUGAAUCCAAAGAUCACUGCACUUGAAAUCCCAAAAAAGGAAGACAUCAUUUUGGCCUUCCAGAAGAAAGGUCCGGAAUCUCAACCUGAACCCGAGCUCGAACCCGAUAGUGACGACGACGAUGACGAUGACGAAACAACAGAAGAUUUUUUAUCGAGUAUCGAACUCAUGGUUUCGAAACGAAACUUGUUCGAUUUCAGGGAAGAUGCGUACGAUAAAUCGAUCCCAGAAGAGAAGAUCAUGAACAGGAUAAACUCACAUAAAGAAACAAAGUCUCUUCAGUUGGCGAAGCAACUUAGUUGCCGGUGGUCGACCGGAGCCGGGCCCCGGAUCGGGUGCGUACGGGAUUACCCGUCGGAGCUACAGUUCCAGGCGUUGGAGGAAGUGUGUUUGUCACCCAAAACAUCAUCUUUUAGAUUUGGGAAUACUAAUGGUGAAAGAAGUAACAUGAGGAAGAAAAGCUAUUCUAUGGAUAAUGCAUGCAUGCCAAAUAUAGAAGCACCAUGAGAGCAUUUCAUUUAAAUUGGGUUUUCAAGAUUUCUUGAAACUAACAUGUGUUUAUUAUUUCUUUCCACUUUUGGUAAUUUUUCGGUUUUUUAAUCGUUCGUACUUAAAAUACCCGGUU